CAUGGACUUCGCAUAUCUCCAAUGUUUUUUAUCUCUUUGCCCAUUGAAGUUAUUCUAGAGGUUUUGAAAUACUUGAGCACUUCGGAUAUCCUUUCAUUACGACAGACUUGCACUUAUCUGGCCGAACUUAGCAAAGACAGACUGAUAUGGCAUGAUCUUAUACAAGAACAACGUACAAGACUACCUCUCCCACCAAAUGCUCGUGGUAAUCUCGAAGCCUGGUCAACGGAUGCUUUAGAGUCUCUAGUCAUUUCCAAUGAACUUAUUGAUGAUCUAUGGCUCAUCCCAAGAGAAACCCCGCCAGUGAAGUUACAGAACAGGCGCGGAGAGCUUUUGCUUGGCUUGGAAAUAUUCGCGGAUCGAUGGAUUCUUGCUGUUUAUAUGGAUGGGUACAUGGAUUUAUGGGAUGCGGAAAGUCCUAAUGAGGAUCGACGAUGGUGUUUUGUCUAUACGGGGAAUGACAAGACUACGUCUUUCAAAGUCGCCCACACGGAGGACAAGCUACUGGUUGUGAUUACGAGGGCGCAUCUACCUGGAACAUGGGUGGCCGUUCUCUUUUCUAUUUCAUCGUCUCGGGUUGCUAGGCAAAUAUUCAUUCGUGAACGAAUCAUAGCGUUUUCUCAAUUGGGUUUGAUCGAACUCGCCCAGUGGUCCGAGGAUGCAAAGGAUGUUAUCAGGUCAACGGUAUUGGCUUCGAAUAUUCAGUCAGAUGAGUUGGAGGAGAUGUUUACCACCAUAUUAUCCCUACGAAUACUAAACGAUCAUUAUAUCUUCGUUUUCAAGACUCGGUCUAUCGAGUUGUAUCCCACUACCCAUUCAGCAUCGCCAUCAGUUCCUCCGCCGUUUUUGCCUUCGCUCAGACACGUCUUCCCAAGUUACAGUUUUCGUGAUGUUCAGAUAGCGGAAGUUGAAUCAGAAACACUGACUGAAGAAGAAUCAUCCUCUUCUGGAUAUGACGGAACUCGUUACACUUUGAAGAUGUUGGCCUCGGAUGUUAUACAAGGAUUAUUCUACUUUGUCGCCAACAUCACUAUACCCUCAGCGCGGCACGAGCAAUCCCAGCCACCAAUACUAGAUGUUCAUCUAGCAGCAGUAUACGCUAUGGCUAAUCAUAUCCCGCUCUAUUCUAGAGCUCAUCAGCGGCAGCGGAACACUCUGCAAACGUCGCGUUCUUCGCAUGCGGCAGUCCAUGAUCGAGCCGUUCAGAAGCGUCUCUCAACGCCUCGGUCUGACUCGGUAAACUCUGUGCGCUCCUCGUCAUUCGUGAGCACAUACGCUCUGGGUCCUCAGGGCAUGAGGGCGGUAUGGAUCGAACGAAGACGUGGCUCUACGUGGAAGCAAAUCGUUUCAUGUCGACUGAAUCCGUCAUCGUCGAAUGGUCAAGAGAUGAUAUCGGAUUUAGAUUUGGAGAUGUGGAAUUCGGAUAGUUCAGAAGAGGAGGGUUCGAUCAGUCAGGAUGACAAUCUUGACUUUAUUACACAGGCUCUCGAUGGCCAUAUCAUUUACUCCGUUCAAUCUUACGACCUGAGAGAGGAUAUAACCUUCUGCGCUUUGGGCGAAGUAAGCGGGAAGAUUGUUCUGGGGAAUCGCUCAGGGGACGUUUUCAUUCUGGAUACGGGUGUCUGAGUGUGUUCAGCUUCGCUGCGGCAUCGCGUGCGCCCUGGAAAUAAUCUGUGGUCAACGUCGCUGUUCAAGCCAGAAAGUCUGUAAACAUUUUCACUGGCCAGUCUCCAGUAACUAGAUUUAUUCCCAUGUGCACCCGCGCGCGACUCUGGAAGGAGAAGAUAGCUCCUGUCGAAAUCCGGCGUUGCAGUCGUGCUUAUGGUACGUUGGAACUUGGCGCUCGAUUUUUCUACUCCGGUCUCUCAGAUAAUUUCAAGUUCUUGUAAAUCUUCUAAAUAAGGGACUGCUACAUACACGAAUAAUACAUAUAUGAUAGGAAAACGCAGUCGCAUUUGUUAUAGAUUCAGCAGAAUGAGGCAGAGCUUGGAGGCAGAGCUAGGCAGAGCUUGAAGGCAGAGCAAAGGCUGCCCGGCUUGAUUGGUAAUCAGGUCCAGAUUCACGUAAUCGCCUUAACUUGCGAAUUUUCUUCGCUCCAAUUUCUUCAGCG
Molecule: messenger RNA, 2110 nt
Organism: Lentinula edodes (shiitake mushroom)
Lineage: Eukaryota; Fungi; Basidiomycota; Agaricomycetes; Agaricales; Omphalotaceae
Exons: 6
Coding region: 22-1626 (534 amino acids)
Molecular function (GO): protein binding
Source: RefSeq, a predicted model, not a curated record